This is a messenger RNA of Caenorhabditis elegans, 1117 nucleotides long. It is a transcript of the gene ergi-1, whose product is annotated as Endoplasmic reticulum-Golgi intermediate compartment protein 1. NCBI's taxonomy places the organism in Eukaryota, Metazoa, Nematoda, Chromadorea, Rhabditida, Rhabditidae. Gene Ontology annotation, cellular component: membrane; endoplasmic reticulum-Golgi intermediate compartment membrane; endomembrane system. The transcript has 6 exons. The coding region runs from base 80 to 940 and encodes 286 amino acids. The record is from RefSeq and is marked reviewed.
AAUCUAGUGUUCCUCUUUCUCUAUUUCUUCUUACGGAUAUUAGUUUUUUUUGUCUAAUUUUGUUUUAUUUAUAGCUGCCAUGCUGGACAUUCGAAGAUUUGACAUUUAUCGAAAAGUGCCAAAAGACUUGACGCAACCUACCACUGUUGGAGCAGUCAUAUCCAUUUUAUGUGUUUUAUUUAUUUCAUUCAUGAUUUUCAAUGAUAUCCUCGCCUACAUCUUUAUAGAUUUAAGAAGCGAGUUCUUCAUAGACGACCCGGGAAGAGAAGGGAAAAUUGAUGUCCAAGUGAAUGUAUCUUUUCCUCAUAUGGCCUGCGAAUAUCUUGGGGUAGACAUUCAAGAUGAGAAUGGCCGCCAUGAAGUCGGGUUUGUUGAUCAAACGAAUAAAGUCUCAAUUGGAGAUGGAGGAUGUCGGUUUGAAAGUCGAUUCGAAAUUAACAAAGUUCCUGGUAACUUUCAUCUGUCGACACACUCGGCUGCUACGCAACCGGAGAGUUACGACAUGAGACAUUUGAUUCACUCCAUCAAAUUUGGCGACGAUGUUUCGCAUAAAAACCUCAAAGGGAGCUUUGACCCGUUAGCCAAAAGGAACACAUCUCAAGAAAAUGGACUCAACACUCACGAAUACAUUUUGAAAAUUGUGCCAUCCGUUCAUGAAGACUACUCUGGCACCAUUCUGAACAGCUAUCAAUACACUUUUGGCCACAAAUCAUACAUCACCUAUCAUCACUCCGGAAAGAUUAUUCCUGCCGUCUGGUUCAAAUACGAGCUGCAGCCAAUCACCCUCAAACAAACCGAACAAAGGCAGUCUUUCUACGCGUUUCUUACAUCCAUUUGUGCUGUGGUUGGUGGAACAUUCACGGUUGCUGGCAUCAUCGACUCGACAUUUUUCACGAUAUCUGAGUUGGUGAAAAAACAACGGCUGGGGAAACUUACUUAGACAAUAAUUCAAGUAUUAUAUCUCAAAGUUGAUCUUUUUAUUUGUGCGUGUGAAAAAAUAUUCAAAUAAAGUUUAUUAUAUAUUUUUUGGCAUCUUGCAACAUUUGCCUCAACUUUUAGUUUAUAUACAAUUGUUAAACGGAGAGGAGGUUGAUAAUUUUUUGCUAAAAUAAAAUAA